Molecule: messenger RNA, 708 nt
Organism: Microthlaspi erraticum
Lineage: Eukaryota; Viridiplantae; Streptophyta; Magnoliopsida; Brassicales; Brassicaceae
Source: the annotation of a GenBank genome assembly
AUGGCAAAAAUUCUUUCUGCAGUCUCCAAGCUGAGGGGAUGCGUUAACCAGAUUGAAAAUAAAAAUCCAAGUGGUGCUUCCGACCAAGAUAUUUUAAACCAAGCAAAGAUGUUGUUAAGACAAGAUGUCAAAUACAAGACAGGAUUCAAAUUUGAUCAUGUAUGGCCUAUUCUCAAAGGUAUUGAGAAAUUUGCAAGCAACCACACUAGUAGAACCACUGCAUUUCAAGAAGAACGCCGUAAUGUCAUGUCAUCUCAAUCAUUCCAAGAUGAGUCAUCGCCAUCGCAUGGUAUGAGUUCAUUUGAUCUAAAUAUGAGUAGUGAAGAAACCACUUUUAAUUCCUCUCAGCGACCUAUUGGUGUGAAGAAAGCAAAGAAACAACAACAAUCUUCAGAUCAAUUUAAACAAAUGAUGGAGCAAAGUGAUAAGCUUAUCAAAGCUAUUUCUAAAGGGUGUCGUGCGUAUAUCGAAAAUGAAAGAGAGAAAAUUUUGAAAAGAAGAGCACCAACAGACCAAUAUGAAGAACACGGAGAAGGUUCUCACAGCCAAUAUCGAGCAUCUCAAAAUCAAGGAGAUCAAACUCAAGGAAACCAAUUUCAAGGAAACCACGUUGAAGGUGGAGAUGAAAGAGCACCAAAUGAUCCACAAGAUUUUACCCAAUACUAUCGUUAUCUUGGUGGAGACGGAAAUUAUUUUCCCGGAAAUUAG